AUGACUUGGCUUAGACUUGCCAGCUUUGUGCUGGUCAUCGCUUGCGUUCAAGGUGGCGUUUCGAAAAACGAAGAUUUGGAAUGCAUGUUUUUGGGUUAUCCAGAUCUUGAAUAUGACGGGUUUGACAGAACUGAGGUGUGUUAUUUUUCGAGAUUCUCAAAACGAAAUCUGAAAUUAAUUUUUGAAAAUUUUAGGUAUUGACAGAGAAAAACUUUAACAAGACAGUUUUUGCUGAGGAAACCAAAUCAGUUGUAUUUUUCAAUGAUGUUGAAGAAGAUGAUUCGGAACUCGAUCAAUAUGAAUGCUUCCUCCAGGUUUUCUUUUUUUUUUCAUUUUUAUUUUCAAAACAAAAAAAUAUUCCCUCAUUAUUUUUAACAACCCAUAUGUUCCAGCUUUCUGCUCAAAUUAUGACAAAACGUGGCUACAAUUUUUACACCGUCAACACCACCAAAGAACAUCGUUUGAGACGCCAAGAAGGUAGGGACCAACUAGAAGGGAUGAUAACAAAAAGAAACACACGCAUAGAUUGUUGUGUUGUGUAAUAAUUUUUUUGAGAACGAGCGAUCGUUUCCGUGACUUUGAUUUGUUGUGCACUUUUUUCUUCACUUUUGACAGGGUUGGGGUGGAGGAAAACAAAAAUUGAUGAGUGCUUUUUUCAGAAGUCGAAAAGGGAGAAGAUACCAUUCAUGUUUAUAAAGAUGGAUAUAAGAUUGAAUACAAUGGAGUUCGCGAUCCAGAAACUUUUGUUUCAUGGCUCAUGGAUGUAAGCUUCAUGAGAGAGUUGGUUUGGAUUUUAAUAGUACAAUUUUUCAGAUCCCAGAUGAUCCGGUCACCAUUAUCAAUGAUGAACAUGAUUUGGAAGAAUUCGAAAACAUGGAUGAUGAAUGUGUUAGAAUUAUCGGAUAUUUCGAGCCAGGAUCCGUUGGUAAGACAUUUCCCAAGGGGUGUACAAAGAAGCCAGCUGAAAAAUCCCGGGCUAAAAGAAUUUCAUACCAUCGAAGUUUGAUGUAAAUGUCUAUAAUUGUGCAUCCAGUAUUCAUUUAUCUUCAAUAAUUUUUCAGCAUUGAAAGAAUUCGAAGAAGCCGCUGAAGAUUUCAUGGGAGAGAUUGAAUUCUUCGCCGUAGUCACCUCAAAAUGGGCAAGAAAGGUUGGACUUAAACGAGUUGGAGAAGUUCAAAUGCGCCGACCAUUUGAAGAAGAUCCAUUGUUUGCUCCAACUUCAGCUGAUACUGAAGAAGAAUUUGAAGAAUGGGUUGAGAAGAAUAAGGAGCCAGUUAUGCAAAAACUCACUUUGGAUAACUAUUUCAAUCUUUGGGUUAGCUUCUAGCUUGGCUGUUUUGAGAUUUUUUUUAAAAAUAUUUUCAGAGAGAUCCAGAAGAGGAAGAGCGCAUGAUCUUGGCGUUCGUUGAUGAAGAAACUCGUGAAGGUAGAGCUAUGAAAAAACUUCUUGACAAAAUUGCUGAUGAAAACUCCGAACAUGCUGGAACUUUGGAAAUCAUCCUUGUUGACCCUGAUGAGUUCCCAUUGAUGGUUGAUGUUUGGGAGGAUAUGUUCGGAAUUGAUAUUGAGGAAGGGCCACAAAUUGGACUCAUCGAUAUUUCUGAAAAGGAGGGAAUCUGGUUUGAUAUGUCGCAAGUUAAUUUGGAUGAUCCAAAGAAACAUUCUGAUUCAAACUUUGAAGCUCUUCAAUCAUGGGUUGAUCAAAUUCUUUCCGGAUCUAUUUCUCUUGAUGGCAAGUCCUAUUUUUCGUUUUCUAAUUUUCUUAUAAAAAAUUCAAUUCUUAUUUUUCAGAUGACGAUGAUGAUGAGCCAGAACCACCAGCACCACCACCACCACAAAAAGGAAAAAGAUCAAAGAAAGAGUUGUAA
Messenger RNA from Caenorhabditis angaria, 1868 nucleotides. Lineage: Eukaryota; Metazoa; Nematoda; Chromadorea; Rhabditida; Rhabditidae. The record is from the annotation of a GenBank genome assembly.